Drosophila navojoa is the source of this 1323-nucleotide messenger RNA. It is a transcript of the gene St4, whose product is annotated as Sulfotransferase 4. Gene Ontology annotation, molecular function: sulfotransferase activity. NCBI's taxonomy places the organism in Eukaryota, Metazoa, Arthropoda, Insecta, Diptera, Drosophilidae. The record is from RefSeq and is a predicted model, not a curated record.
GAAUUCCGGUCGCAGAGGUCACUUUCACUGAGUAGCCGAAAGUGUUGCAACCAAAUAUCGUGUGUGUGUGAGUGAGUAUAUUUGCGUGGUGUGUGUUUGUGAGUGUGUGCGUAUGUUAACAAGACGCUUUCCCGGCUACAAUUGCAACCAGUUGGGCGGUCGUCGCAUUUAGUUAAUGCUAGCUUCUCGUCGAGUGCGUCUCGUAGAGCAAUGGAUAAGUGCGAAAAAAUAUUUCCUUACGAGAUUCGCGAUGUGGAAGCUUCCAUCAAUGCGGAGCUGCUGGAGUACUUCACAGGGGAGCGCACAGGCUUUGUGCAAGUUGGACCCGAGGGUUAUUUUUUUCCACACAAGUAUAAGGCCCAUGCCAAGCAAUAUUACAAUUUCGAGGCACGCCCCGAUGAUAUAUGGAUAGCAACCGUUCCGCGAUCGGGCACCACUUGGACACAAGAGCUCAUUUGGUUACUAGCCAAUCGUCUGGACUUUGAGAAGGCCCAGCAACGUCCUCUCACUGAACGUUUUCCCUUUCUGGAAUUUCCCUUGUUCGUACACGAUGAAGUCAAAGCAGAGCUUCAAGCUGAGAAUAGUCACUCUCCAGCUGCUCUCGAGUUUAUUGAACAAAUUUCGCGACCGGGUUACGAGACGCUGAGCAAAUUACCUCAUGGUCAGCGACGAUUUAUUAAAACUCAUUUUCCCUUUUCUCUAAUCCCACCAAGUGUCUUGGAGAAUAAAUGCAAGAUCAUUUAUGUGGCUCGUAAUCCGAAGGAUGUAGCUGUUUCCUAUUAUUAUCUGAAUCGUUUGUUUCGCACACAGGGCUACGUUGGAGACUUCGAACGUUAUUGGCGUUAUUUUCAGCAAGGAUUAAAUCCUUGGCUACCUUAUUUCAGUCAUAUAAAAGAGGCCAAGGCUCAUAGUCAGCUCCUAAAUGUGCUUUAUCUUAACUAUGAGGACAUGCUCGUAGAUUUACCAGGUACUAUAUCGAAAGUUGGCAAAUUUUUAGAUUACAUUCCCGAUGCUGUGGGACUAGAAAAAUUAGUUGAUCACCUAAGCAUUAAAAGCUUUCGUGAAAAUAAGUCAGUCAACAUGAAUGAAAUGGCAGAAGUUGGAAUUCUCAGAAGGGGUGAAGCCGCAUUUGUGCGUAAAGGUGGCAAAGAUAAUGACACUAAGCAGCAGGAUCAAAAGGAAUUUGUUGAUAAUCCAAAACUAUUAAAAAUUGCUAAUGAUUGGAUCCAGCAAAAUACUGACUGUGCUACAUCCCGAUGAAAUGUAGGUAUUUCUUUAAAAAUAGUAUAAGAUUAUCAAUCUUUAUUGUCCCUAUACAUCUGG